UGGCAGGAGCCGCCUGGUGCAUGCGUGCGUGUGUGAUUGUUGGUUCUGUCUAUCGAUCCAGCUCUCUGCGUGUGUUUUCUGAUAUAUAUUUUGCUGGCGUUUUAUUUUAUUUUAAUGACUUUUUUAUUUUAUUUUGUAAAUCCUUGCCUGACUUUGAUUGCAGCUUGGACUUAAGUGCCGCUCAGCUGCUGCUUGGAGGAGAAAGAGCGAGCGAGGAAGCUGUCUCCUUUCCCUCCGCUCUGCCUUCGGAUUGGUCUCUCUCCUAAAGUGCUGUCCAAGGGUUGGCUGCAGGGCUGCUGAAUAACAGGUGCAUUUUGCUGCUCCGUCGCCUCUCAAAGAAGCAGCCGAGGAAUGCUGGUGUAUCUGAUCUGAGGAUAAGAAGGAGCAAAGCGGAGAAGAAGGGGAUCCUAACCCGACCCAGAAAGAGGAGAGCUGCCACUGUGUAGGAAUGUGGCUCAUCGUUGCUGGAUUCGGAUGCUUGACAUAAAAAAACCUGGACGCUGAUUCUUGUGACUUAUUGAAAACAAAGGGGGAUCUGAAGAAGAAGAAGAAAGGAAGUGGGAAAUAAAAGCGAGCAGGAUGCUCCGACUGCUGCUGCUCAAGGCUGGAGCGAGCCUGGUGAUUUAGCUGAUGCAGCAGCUGCCGGAGGAGGUUGCAUUAGGAGCCGUGGGGGGUUUCUGGGGCUGGAGACAUGUCCCCUGACUGACUGACUGACUGACAGACAGACUGGGAGACCGAUCGCUUUCCCUUCCCUCUUUCUCGCACCUGCCCGUCCGCAUGCUGCUUUUCCCAGCAGCAGCUUCUCCCUGAUGUCUUGUCUUUCCCUCCGGGGGUGUGAAAGGCCCCUAGGAUGAGUGAAGGGGCUGCCUGCGCCUCCCCACCUGGUGCUGCUGCUGCUGCUGAGGAGGGGGCGGCGGCGGCGGCGGCUGGGGGCCCGGACAGGGAUGGGGCUCCCGACCCCCCCAGGGAGCUGCGAUGUAGUGACUGCAUCGUCUGGAACCGGCAGCAGACGUGGCUGUGUGUGGUGCCUCUUUUCAUCGGCUUCAUCGGCUUGGGGCUCAGCCUCAUGCUGCUCAAGUGGAUCGUGGUGGGCUCCGUCAAGGAUUAUGUCCCCACCGAACUGAUGGAUUCCAAAGGGAUUGGGCAGGACCCCUUCUUCCUCUCCAAGCCAACCACCCCGCCGAAGAGCAUGGAGACCACCACCACCACCACGUCAAGGACACCCAACCGGAUAAGCACCCGCUUAACCACCAUGACUCGGGCACCCACCCGCUUCCCGGGGACCCGGGUCCCCAUCCGGGCGAGCCCCAGAUCUACCACUGUGCGUCAUACAGCUGCCCCCACUACCAGUCUUUCCACUACGGUCCCCUUCAGCACCACCAUCCUGACCUCCCGUCCGCUACCCGGGACCCCCAGUACCCAGCCAAUGCCCAUCUGGCCCACUGCGGCAUACGCUACCUCCUCGUAUAAGAUCUAUGUCCACGACUCUGCUCCAUCCUGGACCUUAUCUCCCUUCCAGGAGUCCACCACCACCACACCAGAAACUAGCACUAGCCCCAAAUUCCAUACCACAACGUAUUCCACUGAGCGAUCUGAGCACUUUAAGCCAUGCAAAGACAAGGAUCUUGCAUACUGUCUCAAUGAUGGGGAAUGCUUUGUGAUUGAAACCUUAACUGGAUCACACAAACACUGCCGGUGCAAAGAGGGCUACCAAGGAGUCCGCUGUGACCAAUUUUUGCCGAAAACCGACUCAAUCUUGUCAGAUCCAAGUGUCGAAAAGGCUAUUUGGAUGACUGCUGCCAGAGAUACCUGUUGCUCUGCAGUAUUGUAUGUCUGAUGGCUCACAUUAUAGAUUGCUUUGUGUUUAUCUAGCUUUUCUUUUAGCCUGCCCUUUAAUUGUAGUCAUAUAGUCUACAAUGAAGAGACUGAUUCUGGCCCACUAAGUUGUGUGCAUUAGGGUCACCAGCUGUCAGACAGGCAGCUUCAAUGGAUUUUAAAAGCAAGGAGAAGAAAAAUCAAUCAGUAACAUUAAGAUGAUGUAAUGCUUAUUGGACUUGGUUCUAUCAGGAGAUGGUAGUCUAGUAUUUCUGGGCUAGAGGUGAGAUAUUGCAAUGAAAUCCAGUCAAGGCCUGAUUCAAAGCCCAAUGAAGUAAAGGGAAAGACUCUCAUAAAGGUGCAGUUAGGCCAAAAAACAUACAGAAUUUAUAUUUUGAAUGUAUCCAAUGUUUCCUCAAUCUUCAAGCAUAUUCUCCUGUUGUUUUUUGAUAUUGUGUUGAUUGUUCAUCCUUAUUUCCAUUAACAUGGGAGACGCUGUUAUUCCAGUUGGCUUACGUUGGUCCUGACUACAAAUAAUUAUGCAGCCAGCAGAGCCUGUCCUGUGUUUUAAAUCUCUGCUGAAAUCUUCU
Chelonoidis abingdonii (Abingdon island giant tortoise) is the source of this 2405-nucleotide messenger RNA. NCBI's taxonomy places the organism in Eukaryota, Metazoa, Chordata, Testudines, Testudinidae. The record is from RefSeq and is a predicted model, not a curated record.